Molecule: messenger RNA, 385 nt
Organism: Mizuhopecten yessoensis (Yesso scallop)
Lineage: Eukaryota; Metazoa; Mollusca; Bivalvia; Pectinida; Pectinidae
Exons: 3
Source: RefSeq, a predicted model, not a curated record
GUGAAAGUUGGUAUGUAUGACAGAAAUGGGAAGGAGAUUGUAAACAUUGUGUUCAAUAACAGUUGGUCAGACAGCAUGACCUCUUGGUUUACUGCCGAUAACAUCGUCCAGCAAGGUCAGCGCUACACCGACCUUUCUCCUCAGCUAAUCACUAAUUGUAGUGCUGAAGGAGAAUCAGGUAAAGGUCAUCGCUUCCUGAUCACAUCAAACUCCUCCCCAGGAUGUGAAACCAUUAGGGGGUGGAUGGUUGUCGUAGAUAAGGGUCGUACCGGCCAGUGUCACUGGGACUACGGGCGCGAAACACCAUUCUUCCUGUACUCUCAAAACACGACAAGUACAACCUUGUUGGAAAUGGUCUCUGCCAGUGUCUUUGUUAUUUUUGUGG